Glycine soja is the source of this 1777-nucleotide messenger RNA. Its product is annotated as guanine nucleotide-binding protein subunit beta-2. Gene Ontology annotation, molecular function: signaling receptor complex adaptor activity; protein binding. Gene Ontology annotation, biological process: G protein-coupled receptor signaling pathway. Gene Ontology annotation, cellular component: heterotrimeric G-protein complex; cytoplasm. The coding region runs from base 196 to 1329 and encodes 377 amino acids. The transcript has 7 exons. The record is from RefSeq and is a predicted model, not a curated record. NCBI's taxonomy places the organism in Eukaryota, Viridiplantae, Streptophyta, Magnoliopsida, Fabales, Fabaceae.
UUUUUUCGUUCUGUAAACAAGGUGAUGUUGUUUUUUAGAUGUUAAAAAAAUAUUUUUUCCUAAAUGAUAUGCAGUGAGAGACGGAAAAGUGGGCCCGGCGGCAUCAGUAACCAAUAACAGUGCCAUGGGAACAUAAACAUGUAGAGGAUCAUCCUUAUUAUUGUUAAUUGAAGAAGAGGAAGACCUAACAUAAAGAUGUCCGUUACGGAGCUGAAGGAGCGUCACUUGGCGGCGACGGAAACCAUCAACAGUUUGAGGGAGCGCUUGAAGGAGAGGCGUCUAUCAUUGCUCGAUACAGAUAUUGCUGGUUACGCGAGGUCUCAAGGUAGAGCCCCUGUCACCUUUGGUCCCACCGAUCUCGUUUGUUGUAGAGCGCUCCAGGGUCAUACGGGAAAGGUGUACUCAUUGGAUUGGACUUCAGAAAAGAAUCGAAUUGUUAGUGCAUCCCAAGAUGGGCGAUUAAUAGUGUGGAAUGCUCUAACAAGCCAGAAAACUCAUGCCAUAAAGCUUCCCUGUGCGUGGGUCAUGACCUGUGCUUUCUCCCCAACUGGUCAAUCCGUUGCAUGUGGGGGCCUUGACAGUGUUUGCUCCAUUUUCAAUCUUAAUUCCCCCGCCGACAGGGAUGGGAAUCUAGCCGUUUCACAGAUGCUUAGUGGACAUAAAGGUUAUGUUUCCUCUUGUCAGUAUGUUCCAGACGAAGAUACUCACUUGGUUACUGGUUCUGGUGAUCAGACAUGUGUUUUAUGGGAUAUUACUACUGGCUUUAGAACAUCUGUUUUUGGUGGUGAAUUUCAGUCUGGACAUACUGCAGAUGUUCUUAGCAUUUCCAUUAAUGGAUCCAACUCUAGAAUGUUUGUAUCUGGUUCUUGUGAUUCAACUGCCCGAUUGUGGGACACUCGUGUGGCAAGCCGAGCAGUGCGGACAUUUCAUGGGCACCGGGGGGAUGUUAAUACUGUCAAAUUCUUUCCUGAUGGAAAUAGAUUUGGAACUGGCUCAGAUGAUGGAACUUGCCGAUUGUUUGACAUUAGGACCGGCCACCAACUACAAGUAUAUCAUCAGCAACAUGGUGACAAUGAAGCUGCACAUGUGACCUCCAUUGCAUUCUCCAUAUCUGGAAGACUUCUUUUUGCUGGAUAUACAAAUGGUGAUUGCUAUGUUUGGGACACUUUGUUGGCAAAGGUGGUCUUGAAUUUAGGAUCUCUUCAAAACACUCACGAGGACAGGAUCAGCUGUUUAGGUUUGUCAGCUGAUGGAAGUGCCUUGUGUACAGGAAGUUGGGAUACAAACAUAAAGAUAUGGGCAUUUGGAGGGUAUAGGAGGGUGGUUUGAGCCAUCAAGUAUUUUUUUUGACCACCUUUGUCUAAGCCUCUCCUUUCAUUGUAUUGCGGUUCACUACAGCCCAAUAGCGACGCUUUCGAUGGUGAAUGUGAAGAAAAAUUGGAAGCCAAAGGCUAUAUAUAGCCUUUAAAAAUGGAUUUAGUGGGGCGGUUAGUUUAUCCCCGUACCUAUUGGUCCCUGUAUGUGAGCUGCUAGUUUUUUCCAUUGUACUCAUCGCUUUGAUACCAAAAUGAAGGACUGUUUACUUUUGUCACCUCAAUUUUGUUCCAAGACAUUACAACUUGGUAAGACCAACCUACUUCACCUGCCUCAAACCGCAGUGACAGACAAAUGGAGUUAAAUAAUGUUCAUAACCAUAUAAAUAACUUCAAUAAAAUAAACGAGACGAUACAUUUUGCUUGAAAUAUUUAUUCAUGAGAAUGAGAAUUACAUUAUUGAA